CUUCCCAUACGCUGCAGCUGACCAGAGCUGCUGCCCAAUAUCCCACAUCUGCUCUGGCGCCUGUUGCUCUCCUGUGGGUGGUGAGACCACCUCACUGGGACAGGCUGUGUCCUCAGGUUGUAGAAGCUCCAAAAAUGCAGUUUGUUCCAGAUGCUUUCCAAUGUGGGAGAGGAGCCCAGAGAGCGCCUUGCAGUGCCUGGGCCUGUGACCCAUGCCACCAGCACAGGUGGAGAUUCAUCCCCUUGUGUGAGCUGAGGCCCUUGGUCUGGGCAAAGGGGCCACCACUGAAGCAUUCCUUGGUCUCACUAGUGAAAAAACUUGGGAAAUUUCAGGAUUUCCUUGCUUGAUGCUAUGGCUCCUAAAGAGGCAAGACAUGACCAGCUCACUGAAGCAACACCUAAAUUAAUUGCUCUUUGCUGGGAGGUAUAGCCAGGCUCUGCAAGCCCCAGUGAGGUGUGGCCAAGGCAGCACCACUGGUCUGGGAGACUUGAGGCUCGAUUUGGUUCCUGUUAAUGACAGUACAGCUGUGUUGGUGCUCCUGUAGCCAGAGAAGAAGCUGGUUAUCAGGCUGAGGCAAAGGAGGGCAAGUUACUCUGGCAGCAGAAGAUGGGUGGGUUGGAAGAGGGUGCACUGAGCAAAUGGGCUUCAGGCUGGAAAGCAGCAAAGGUGGAUAAAAGUAAGGGACAAGAGGAGAUAACCAGAGAAAGGCUUUGCUUGGGUAAUUCCCAGAUGUUUCCACUGCAGUAAAAGCUCUUUGCAUGGUCUCAGUAGCUGUGCCUUGUUUCUAAAAGAUUAGGCAGUAUCACAGAAGGAAGGGGUUUAGUUCAUGUUUCCUCUGUUGUCAGCCACAGAAGGUAAUCACAUCUAUUAGGCAUGUAAAGUGAGUAUUUUCUCUUUGGUAGUUCUGUACACUGGAAACACUGAACUCUACAACAGUCUUGAGUGGGAAGAAGAUUUUCUGUUUUGAAAUAUGGCUGUGAUACUGGGAGGAGGGAGAUUUUCCAUGCCGUGGUCCUGAAGUGAUUUUUUUUUAUUACAGGUUUCAAGUAGCUGAGCAGCAGGAGCUGACAUCCUCUGUCCAACACUGCAUGCACCAUAGGACAGAGUUGCCCAAAACACCAGGGAGGGGGUUUGGCUUGGGUCAGUUAAAUGCAGAAGUCCUCUGCUGAGACUGGAGAGCAAUGGGUGUGGGUUUAAUGAACUCAGUACUGCAUGGGUCCUUGUAUACACUAACCAGUCAUCUGAAGAUAACUCUGCAUAGAAAGUGGUCUGGCUUGGAUUCCAACCAGUGACCAUGUGGUGCCUGAUUCCUUAUCUCUUACACCCUUUUGCCACAUUACAUUGGCAGUCUAAUAAUUACUCUGUGUAAUAAUUGUUCUUAUUACAUCCAGUCUUUUCUGAAGGAGACAUUGAAGGCAGACAAAUUCAACCUGAAUUUUCAUUGGUUUAAUAGCGGCUUUGUAAGGGGUAGUGGGAUAAAAAUCUCCCUCCCAGAGCAUUGGAUAGCAUGGUAUCAGAUGCUCCCUUGUUCUUAUAAGAGACAAGCAUUGAGUGUAGUCAUGACUUUUAAGGGACAAAACAUUAGGUUCCCUGAUGUUGGUUUGGUCAUUGGUUAGGAGGAGAAUUGCCAGACAAGAAUUAAACCUUCUGAAUUGAAUCCUGGGGAUAGAGAAGUGAUUUCCUGCUUCCCUAAUUUUCAAUAAGCAUGGCCUGUGGCACGAGAAGAAACUCCAGAAUGCAAUGCACAAUCUUCCCUCUGUCACCGUUUUUGAAUAAAAUCAGUGUGCAGUUAAUCCAGUGUAAUAAAUCUUGGUAGGAAGGCUUCCAGAGCAGGUAGAUUUGUUUAAUCAUUUGGGCUGGAAUCCAAACCACUGGAGGAUAUAAAAUAUAUAUACUAGUGCCAUUCACUUCAUUGAAAACAUCAUUUUCCCAUCCAAGGAAAUAGCUGUGGCUGGCAUGAAUAUAUAUUUGGAAAGCUGUAGAGCUAAACAAAUUUCUCAGAAAAUCAUCUCUGGCCUAGAUACUGACUAUAUUUACGCACUGUAACUCCUGAGGCUCAUCAGCUAAGGCUUUCUGACAGAAAAGUCAUCAGAAAUCAGUGAUUCACACUUUGAAAUGGUGGGAUCCUCACCCCUGCUCAGCAGGCUCCCUGUCUUGAUACCAGUCAACAUAUUACCUUCAAAUUGGAGUAGAUCUUUCAAAAAAUCACUUCCCCUGUGACUUCCAAAAGAAUUGUGCAGUAAUGCAAUGUUAAAGGAUCCUUCUUUGAGUAUAUGUUGUCUUCUUUGUGUAUUGAUCAAUAGAACUGUCUCUCACUAAACAAACUGAUCCUGCCAAAUAAGGGAAUACAUUUUUUAUUUUCCAAUUUUCCAACUAUCAAUACAAUUUCUAUAUGGGAGGAUUUCAGAGUGUCCCAGUUUCAGCAGUUUGUGUGUAACUCACGCUAAGGAAUAAGGUUUAGCAUCACAAAGAGUCACAUUGUGAGGUGUUUCAGUUAGCUUUAGCUGGCUUUGGUACAUUAAUUGCCUCAGUAAUUCAUAAGGUGCUCUGUGAAGAUGAAAUCCCACCUCGCACAGAAAAAGAUGCGGGAGUUCACAGCGGGAGUUUCUGCAGCAAACUUUCAGCAGAACUCUUUCACACCAGUGCCUGCCAGCGUUGUCCCUUUGGUCACAAGCUCUGACUCUGCUGUACGGUCUCUUGCAGGCACUUCUAGGAUUUGGCUGAGUUUGCAGGACACUCAUCAGCGGCGCAGACGCCGGCAGCGAGGAGGUUCGGGAAGUGCCACGCGUUGAUGUGAUUGAAGCAUGACAGAGGUGAUGAACACCCGGGAGCCAGUGAUGGAGGAAUUCGCUCUCAGCCAGACUCCUGAGGAGGAGGGAGGCCCCUCAAGCCAGGCCUUCCCAGACUCACGUGAGAAGUACCCCAAGCUGUCCAAAAGACUGCCUUCGAUUGUGGUGGAGCCCACCGAGUCCGGGGAGGUGGAGAGCGGGGAGCUGCGCUGGCCUCCUGAGGACCUCAAGUCAGCGGAGGACAAAGGUCUUCACGGUGACCAAAGAGUCUGUGUCCAGCAACAGCAGCAGCAGAUGGAUCUGGAAGAUACUUUAGCACACCCAGCUCAAGAAGUGGAAGACAGUACAGAUACUCUGGAAAGCAGAACUGAAGAGAAUGAGUAGGAACUCCAUGGCCUCAGAAGUGAAACUUCAUUGUGAAUGUUGUUGAAAAGCUAACACACUCUGAAGACAUGUCAAAGUAAUCUGUAUUUAAAUCUGCAAGGGUUUUAUUUAGUUAGUACUUGGUAAGAAGCAUCUGGGCUUUAGAACUGGUCUUCUAACAUUUUGAUUUUCAGGCUGGGAUUCAUAAUAUUUGUUUAAUAUCCCCUUGGGAAACAAUGGGAUGUGUUGGGAAAUAUAAGGCUGUCAAGGAAAAGAUGCUCCUAAUUUUAAUUAGUGCAUUUCUUUGGUUUUAUCUUUUUCAAGAAAGGCUGCUUUCAGGCGUCAACAUCAGGACAAAGGGGUUGCGUUUCUACAGGAGGAAUGUCUUAAAUCUAAAAAACUUUCUUAUUUUUAGCCAUUUAAAACUAGCACUGUGAUAUUACGGACAAUAGAUGUAAUAUAAUGUCACCAGUUGAUUUUGUAACUUUUGUAUAGAGACGCAAGGGCAAGGUUUGCCUCCAGGCUGCCGCCCUGGGGCAGCCCAGAGCAGCUCUCUCCCUUUGGCUAACCUGUGCGUAUUCAGAUGAACCAGCCUUUCCUUAGCUGCCUUUUCAGAAAGGCUGAUGCCUUUUGGGAGCGCUUUCUCGCUGUACCUUACCGGGGCGAUGAGCUGGCCGCCGGCAUUUGUGGCGUGGGGUGGCUGGUGGGGUGGAUCCUGCUGUUUGUGCGCUCUUCAGGCCAGGCCCAGCCGUGCCGUGGUGUGCACUUCUCGCCCUUAAAGCUGGUGAGAUGCUUCUGCUUCCCCCAGAGCUGGCUCUGUCCCACCUCGUGAACAGAUCGUUGUGACAUUCCUGCUUUGGUAUGUUGGUGUAUAACGCAGGUGCAGAGCCGCAGCUGCUCCUCCCUUGCCCUGAGCUGGGUGGUGGCAGGAGCUCCAUAGCCCAUCCCAAACCUGUGCUGCGUUUGCCUGGCUCCAGGUUUCCCCUGAGCCACCUCCAGCAGGAAUGGGCACGGUGGAAGGAUAAAUACCUGCCUCUCUCCUGGCCAAGCUGGCACUGCUGGCAGGAACACGUGUGCCAAGGGAUGCCCUCCUCACCUGUGGCACGGCCCCCUCAGCCUUGGUGGCACCAUCACCUCCUGGAGCCCAGAGCUCAUGGUGGGACAAGCUGUCUCUGGACACCUCUGCCCUCCAGUGGAUUUUCCUUGGGAAUUUGGGGGUCAUUUUGACUGGAGUGAGUCCCUUCCUGCACAGGGACCUCCCAGAGACUCCGUCCCACUGUCCCAGGAGAAGCACCAAUCUCAGCUGGGAACACAACCCGCUGGAUGGGCUGGUGGGGGUAGAUACUGCCUGUACUCAGAGGGCUUUGACUGUCAGUGAUGAGUGUCCUGGAAGCUGCAAAGAUGGCUUUUUCCAUCUCUGCAGGGCUGGAUGGGGUCUGUACUUCCAAUUAAUGUUGCAUCCAGAAGAAGCUGCUCGCUGUAGGUGGAGAGAAAUAAUAGGAUUUUUUCCAGCAUUAGCUCCUAAGUUGACUUCUAAGUGCUUUCUUUUCUCCAGUAAUAACUUACGCUAACAACCACUUUUAAUUGUGUGAUGGUUGCUAAAAUUUACUGGCCAGAUGUAUUAAUAAGUUUUUACCUUCUUAGUAACCAAAUUUAAUAUAUUUACUUACAAUUAAUUCUGUGCAAUGAAUGUUUAUUACAAAGGAGAGAGACUAUUUUACUUCAAAGCAACAUUAAUUUAUGUGCAAAACUAUAGCUCAUUAUUUGGGGUGUUUGGGAUCUAGGACCCUUUUUAUAAGCAGUGUAGUACAGUAUAAUGUGAUACUUAAGUUAAACUUUGCUCUCUCAAUCUACAUAACAAUCUGUUUUGCCUUCUUGAUGUAGACUUUCUUGCCUACACUGUUAGAAUUACUUUGUUGGGUGAGUGGGGUUCUGGUCAGAGCACCGAAAUUUGCCAGACUAACUGAAGGUUUCAAGAGCAUUUCCUAAAUCUGGCUGCUGUCCCUGUUACUCCCUUCACUUGGUGACAGUUUUCUGGUAAAGCCAACAAAGCCAACAAAGCUGAAGCCCCGUGUUGGCACGGGGGCAGUGAGGGGAGGGAGGUCCUCAGCUUAGACCCAGCGUGGCAGGAGGAGAGCUGUGCUGCCAAGGCAUCCAGGCUGAUGGGAGCUGCUCUUUAAAUGCUGCUUUUGCAUCGACUGUCAAGAAGUUUUACAAAGCUCUGGGGAGAAAACAACAGCAGUGACGACAUAUUUUUAGCUGUGUGAUUUCCUUCCAAUCUGUAUCUGCCCGGCUCUGUGAGGAAUGACGUUAGAUGUAUCACUUAAUUUGCUUUUUGCUUUAUAAAAGGAAAAACAGUUGUUUGAAACACUUCCCCCAAUUUUCUGUGCUCUCUAUCUGCUUUCAGACGCUCCCUCCCUUCCUGCUCUGGAUGGCCCUUAUCCUAUUUCCACCUGAGGUCAAUAGCACUUCCCUAAAUAUGUUUCCCAAAGAAGCAACUAAAUUCUAUAUACACCCUGAAAAAAUGCCAUGCAAGCACCACUACUUUUUUUCAUCCUUGUACUUAAAGCUGCAGCUGGUAUAGAAAUCCCAGAUUUUCUUCUUCCAGCCUAAUUACUCCUCUCUUUCCUCUCCCCUCUUUUGUGCUGCUCCCUGAAGUAUUUUACCUGAUGGAAGUGGUUGCUUCAAACUAAAGCUUUUUACUAAAGCUGUGUGGCCUCAGUUUAAGAACCGUGCAAAGCCAAACUCCUCCUCCCAUUUUUAUUUUUCUGACCAUGGGCCAGAGGCCCUAAAACAGGAAAGCAAGAUAGAGAGAAAAUUGUUUUAUACAAACAAACUCUAUUUAUUCAACUUGCAGGUCUAUGAAUGUCCACUUACUUUGUCUGUGUGCAAGUGUUGUCUCUCUAAUAAACUGAAUAGUUGUUUUGUAUUUUUUUCUGGAUUAAAAGCUUUGUAGAAACUAAAAAGAAAAAAAAAGACAUUCAGUCAUAUUUUUCUAGUCUAGCUUGUAGGAUAUUUAAUGUAGUGCAGAAAGGAAGUUUUAUGGAGUAAGACAUUGUUGAACUUUGCUCUAUUUCAGUUCUUUCUAAUUUUGUAAAAUGCCACCUGUACAUAAUACUUGACUAAUGUAUGUCCUGUAGAUGUAUUACACCAUUUAGCCUAUUAAAUGCCUAUACUGAACUGAUUGGAAGAA
Lonchura striata (white-rumped munia) is the source of this 6345-nucleotide messenger RNA. The record is from RefSeq and is a predicted model, not a curated record. Lineage: Eukaryota; Metazoa; Chordata; Aves; Passeriformes; Estrildidae.